Temnothorax curvispinosus is the source of this 5632-nucleotide messenger RNA. RefSeq lists its product as uncharacterized. The record is from RefSeq and is a predicted model, not a curated record. The coding region runs from base 649 to 2388 and encodes 579 amino acids. The transcript has 8 exons. Lineage: Eukaryota; Metazoa; Arthropoda; Insecta; Hymenoptera; Formicidae.
UGCACAGGCAUGUGCCGAACUGCUCCGAAUGACAAAACACUUGUAUAAAUUCCGCUAAAUAAUGUGACAAAGCGGGUACGAGAUAUCUCGUUAGUAGAGAUGCUCGUGUUGCGUUUUAGCUCACGCGAAAAGAAUCUCAUGAGCAGCAGCCUUUAAACAGCCUGCAAGCCUGCAACACGCAGCGCGAGCGACCGAAUUCGUUGAAAUUCGUUGCGCGUUUCGAUUGAUAAAGGAUCCCGCGCGUGUUUAUUGGCGGCCGACUCCGUUGAACAAAUUUCGUUCGACAAAUAAAACGAAUUGCCAUGGGUUCAACAAUCUGAAGUCAGUGACUGACACCAACUGACACUGAUGAAAAUUUGGAUAAACGCGUGCGCAGUGAGAAGAAAAACAAUUAACAAAUAACUCCGAGUCGAGUGGAGUCGAGUUCGAUGUUCGAUGCCGUCGCGCGGGAUUUGAUGUCCGACUUGCGUACCAAGGAUUCUGGCUGAUAAUUUUCUGCAAAAAACAUGUUGGAUGUCUAACGACCAAUCUCUAAAGCUACCUCUGAUAAGCGAUAGGUAUCUUUACUUUCUGAAUAUACACGUAACAUGUUUAUAAAAAAAUGUACAACAACGCCUGGCAGUCGAUGUGACUUCAACAAGCUCCAAAAUGAGCAAGAUGCGUGAGGCUGCGAUUGUUAAGACUAAAAAUUUAGGAAAUUAUCAACAAACUUUGAAAGCCCAUAGCAUAGAACAUAAGCAGCGUGUCACGAUGCCUUCCAAGGAAAUCAUACUACUCGGCCAAGGCGAUAGUAUAGAAGUCACGGUUAAAAAAACUAAAGGUCAAAAACGUACUUCGCCCGUAGCAAAUUUUAACUCUGAGCAGAAAGCUGAGAAGAAAAGAUCUACGAUUAAUGAUAAUAAGUCCCCACAAAAAUGGGGUAAUAUUUUUAGAGAGCAGAACUUAAUACAUAUGACAAAAGAACAGUCUACCAAACAUGAUGAAAAUAGAGAAGCAAAAAAGAAUACAAGUGCCAAAACACAACAGAGUACUGGAAAACAUCCCAUGAAAUCAGACGAAAAACAUUUAAAAACAUCACCGUGCUGUUCAAUAACUCUUGUUCGGGAUUGCGCUGUACAAUGUACAAUAUACAAUCCCGAAAUUCAUAAUUCCAAUAAACCUAUUGAAUUUAAUUCAGCACAUGUUGUAUUUAAUAAAUUACAUAUGUUGGGUUUAAUAAAACAGUUACAAGAUUCGGUUAAUAAAAAGGAUAAAAGAACCUGUGAAAUCUUUGCCGAAAUGGAACAAACAUUGCAGAAAAUACCGGAUCUAAAAUCUAGUGCGGUUCCAAAAGAGUCUAGUAAAGAGAUGAAGACCAUGUAUGAUCUGUUCAUGAUAGAACGAGAAAAAUUGCAAAGUGAACUUCAAAACCGAGAAGAAAAAUUAAAAAAAGCUAAUAAAACAUGUUCAGAGUUAGCAUUUAAUGCAGAUGUGCAAAGACAACAAUUGGAUACAGCAACUCGUGAAAAAAACGAUAUGACAUCAGUAAUAACUGAAUUAAGGCAACAUAUUAAAGACAAGGAAAGAAUAAUUACAGAUCUGAAUAACAAGCAAACAGAACUUGCACAAAAUUACGUUGAUAGUAAAUUAGAGAUAGAUAAACUUACAGCGUUAUCUUCUUGUAAAGAUACACUAAUUACUGAAUACCGAAGUACAAUAACAGAGCUACAAAAUCAGAUUGCAAAUCAAUUAAAAAUCCUAAAUGAAAUCUGUAUGAAAGAAGGAAGCACAAGUCCUCAAAUGUCAUUUAUCCAUACAGGGCAUGCAUGUUCGUCUCCUACUUCAACUGAUGAUUCUAGUCAAUCUUUGGAUGAUAUAUCAGUUUCUUCAGUAAAUUCCGUUUGCGAAGAGCACGCUCGAAGAAAAGAUGCACCUGUUGAAGAUCCUGAACUUGUUAGCUUACUUGAUGGAGAAUCAUCACAUACUAUAAUGCCGGAUCAAAAUGAAGUUACGAAUGCUAAAAGAUCAGCAAUGCAAAAUAAUACUGUUCGUUAUCAAAAUAUGGACACGAACAAUAUGAUCGGGAAAAAAUCCUUGCGUCAUUCCUCAAAGAAGGGUCGCAAUAAAGAAAAUGAUACAUACAAGACGAGAAAAUUUGCAAAACCUAAGGAAAAACAAAAUGAUAACAUCAGAAAAUUGUAUCUUAAUACAUCGAAAGCUCUUGAAAGCAUUACGUCUACCAAAUCAACAAUUUCUGGCAUAAGAAAGCAAGGUGAUGUGCAAAAUAGGAAACCUGUUAAUAUACCUAGUCCAUUACGGAACUGUCCACAUCCUGAUUGGAGCGACAGCAGUUUACCCAGUAUUAGUACGGUCUCCAACUUGGACAUGAUGAUCCCAAACGAUGUUUAAUUAUACACUUUGAAUGAUGGUGGAUUCUCCAUUGGAUUCUCAAACAUCCCAUGUAGGAAUCUAGGAAUUAUUGACAUAAUUCCACUAAUUGACUGAAUAUAUAUAUUAUAUCUUGUUGCUAAACUGUGAUAAAUGUCAUAAUGCACAUUUUACUUGAUCGACAUCUACGAAAGCUAACGCGAUACACAUUAAAUAAAAUUGCUUGGUAAUCGCGAUAUUUUAAAGAUAUGUUAACAUGUUAUAAACACAUAAUUUACACAUACAUUCCUAUCAAAACAAAAUAUAUAUCUUGCACAAAUAUUGCAAGUUUUCACGUUGUUUUAUAUUGUUUAACGCUAAGACAUAAAUUCAAUAAGAUUGUAAAACCCAAAUUGUAAAAAUAGAAAGUCAAAAAUAUAUUUUUCUGUAAAUAUAUAAAACUUUUAUUUGCAAAUUCGCUUGUAGUUCUCACGGUAUCAAGAUUUUGACAUAUAACCUGUAUCAUUACGAAUUAACUAUGCAUAUAAUAUGUUUCAACAUAUACAUUUGCUUUACGGAGAACAGGUCACGAAUAUAAAUUUUACGCACACAAGAGAACAAGAUGUGUAUAUAUAUAGAUAUAUAUAUAUAUUUUUUAUCACAUAUGUAUAUAUACAAGUAAAGUAUAAUACUUAUAAUAUUUUGUAAGUCUUAAUAGGAUUAAAAGGGAACAUUUUGAUACACGUAAAACAUUCAUCAGCUUUGCAUGAAGACGUCUUGAAAUACAUUUUAUAUUCGUGUUUUCCAGUAAGCGUGUGGUAUGUAAAUUUUUCUUCUGCAAUGUAAACAUUUGUUUUUUUCUCCCUUUUGACGGCUACUAAUGAUAAAGAAUUUUCUAACGACUAAUAACAUUACGAACACAGUCCCAACGAUUCGACGCGCGUAAAAUGAGUAACGAUAAACAUCGAAACGAAAAAGACUGUCUUCGCGGUUUUUUUAUCUUUUUCUUCUUUUUUUUAUCAUUCAGAUGAGAGUGUAGUGAUAAUGUUCAAAAAGUCUUUUUAUUUUAUAUUCGUGCUCUCUCACAAGGGAAUUUUCCUCGAUUUAUUUAUCUUUUUUUUUUCUUUCUACAUUUUGUUACAUAAUAUACCUAAGGACGUACCGUAGGUUGGUUUUACAAAAUAGUUAAUCACAAGUGUUUCGCAAACAGUCGUUCAAUUUUGAUUAUUAAUUUCAGGCUCGACUCGACGCAUCGCGUCAUUAGCCUCGUUCUCAUUCUCGUUCUCCCGCAUCUUGUAGAUUCGACAUCGAAUCCUUCCUUUCCUAUCGUUUCACCAAAAGCAGUCCCAAUUUGGCGACGUCCCGUUCCGCGCUUGAAGAAAAUUCCGUCGCGAUUUGGCGAAUCGAGAAUAUCCAAGUUCCCUCCUUUCGGAUACGUAUACUUUCACGUAUAUACAACUAAGUACUGCUGUCUUUUAUUAUUAGAGACGUUCUCUUUAAGAAAAAAAAAAGAAAAAAAUAUGUGAAUUUGAUUCGUCGUGUCUGCCUUACAAUGUCAAACCUGGCAUGUGUAGGCCGCGUCAAAAGUCUCACGCGCAUUUCUCCUCCCAGAAGAUUUUCCAUCAAUACUCUCAAUUGAUCGAAACCAUUUGCGUCAUCGAUAUAAAAUCUGUAGGCGUGCCUCGAAUUGCACCUGAGAUUACAUCGAUAAAACAAAAUUCGUUAAUCGAUCAAAGGAUGAGAUUUUAUAAUUUAUUUUUAUAUCAAACAUCGUCGGCUCGAAGGUAACCCGAAACUCCUUAUAACUCGCAACGUCAAUAAUUUUUCAUAUAAUUUCAUAAAACUUCAUAUUCAGAUUUGGGGAGUUUGUAACCGUAAAGAGAUCGCGGGACUUCAACACAGCCUGUACAGAAGAAUAAUGUUAAAAUUAAAUUUGAUGGCGACUAUAAUAAAAAACCGUACAGUGUUCCGUCGAUGAGAAACCGACAGGACGCUCGAUCAGCUGAUAACAAUGAUGACGUUGCUGAUGGAAUGACAUGUUGUGUACGCAAAUGUUUACCACAUAACGACCUGAUACUGGCUAACUUUUGUCUCUCGGCGCGUUUGCCGGGAGUUGGUUUCGUCGACAGAAAUUGGACAGGAUGCGACUUUUGAUUUUGCACGCUUGAUUGAAUUCCGCGAAAAUUCGAUCAAAGAAAAGAACGGCAUUGCGCCUAAAGUUAUGCAACUAUCACAUCUUCGACCACGUGGCUUUCGUUUGUCCACGUCGAAACUCGCGUAUUCAGGGAUUACUCGGAGAAACGCAAUUCGCGGCUUUAUCCGACAUUCAUUACACGAAAUAGUAAUAUCGAAGGUUGUCGCGGAAUCACGUCGAUAUAGACUUUCUUUUUCUCGUAUACGUACAUACAAUCCAGAAGAUAAUGGCGGAGAGAAAAAUAUUUCAUACACAGUAUUCGGUAUGGUGGAAACCUUUGCGUAGAUGUAUACAUAUGUUUGUGUGUGUGUGUGUGUGUGUUUGUGUGAGAGUUCGUAUAUCUACCAUUUUUAAUAAAUACAUAUGUACAAUAUGUGUGUCGGUCGUGAAGGUAAACGCCGCGGCGGCGGCGUUCGCAAUUCGCUUUUGGUACUAUCUGCUUCUUCUCCCUUCCUUUUGAUUUCUUCGCUUCGAAACAGCAUAAAUCUGGAUAGCCGGAGUUAAUUGGCGUCAAUGUACAAUCGGACGCUGCGACAACGGACGAAUGGAACGCUAACUAUUUGUUUGGACAGGCCAGCUCGUUUUCAUAAUUUCGGAGAAGAAAUUAACACUUUCGAGAUCUUCUUUUCCUGCGGGAUUAUUAACGAUCGUAAAACGCGUCGUCGCGCACGGUAUAAUAUCACUAACAUAUGUAUACGUAUCGUAUAAUGCGUAUAUUACAGUAGACGAUCAUUCGUGUAGAAAUCGUAAAAUUGUGAGUCGAUUAAAAUGAAUCUAGCCGACUUUAAUAUCCUAAUUAAUAGUCUCAACUAUAAUUAUACGCCCAAAUAUAGCUCAGAUAUCGGAAGUGAUAGUGGGCUGUUGUAAAAAUAAAAAUUUAACAUUUGUCAUCUUGAGGUUGCAUGUAUGGAAGGACAUGUUUUAUUGUUUUAUUGUACGUUAUAUACUGCUUUGUUCGGUGUAAAAAUAUAAAGCAUUUCGAUUACAGACUUCAUACGUAUGGGCAUUGCCAUUGUUACGGAGUAAUCGGCGACUAUUACGAUAACUUGUCUCACACUUUCUUGUAACUCUUUUCUUCCUCGAUGUAGGAUU